AUGGCGGCCAUGCCAGUAUCUGUGAUCCAGACCACCAUCAAGACCAAGGUAUCACCAGGCCUGGAGUCUUUGACUAUCGUGGGGUCCCCUCGGGCGUUGUUCCGACCCCUGGGCCUUCUCCGUCUGCUGCAGCUGUUAUCUACCUGUUUGGCUUUCUCACUCGUGGCCUACAAGGGUGCCUGGAUGGGCUCCAUGGUCAACUGGUGCAUGUUCUCCUGGUGCUUCUGUUUUUCCAUGACCCUGAUAAUCCUCAGCCUGGAGUUGGGUGGAUUCCAGAACCGCUUCCCCCUGUCCUGGCUGGAUUUCCCCAUCACCUGCGCCUCCUACGGUGUCCUCUUCUGCCUGUCGUCUUCCAUCAUCUACCCUAUCACCAGCGUGCGGUUUAUGGCUCAUGGGUCUGCCAGAAAAUAUGCCAUCAGCGCCACAAUCUUCUCCUGCAUCGCCUGUGUGGCUUAUGUAACAGAAGUAGCCUGGACUCAGACAAGGCCUGGUGAGAUCACUGGCUAUAUGGCCACUGUGUCCGGGAAGCUCAAGGUCGUUGAGUCCUUUGUAGCCUGCCUUAUCUUCGUCUUCAUCAGCAACCCACACCUGUACACGCAUGAACCUGCUCUGGAGUGGUGUGUGACUGUGUAUGCUGUAUGCUUCAUCCUAACCAUGGUGAUCAUCCUGCUGAACCUGGGGAAUUGCACCAACAUCGUGCCCAUCGCCCUCCCUACCUUCUUGACCAGCAUAGCCUUCCUGUCUGUCGUCAUGUACACUACCGCCAUUGUCCUCUGGCCCCUCUAUCAGUUCAGUGAGGCAACUCCAGGCCAGUCCCACAGAAACAUGGAUGCGACCUGUCAGUACACACGUCCACACUCAGUGUGUUCCUGGGAUCGCCAUCUGGUAGUGGCGAUCUUGACUGGUGUCAACCUGCUGGCGUAUAUGACUGAUUUUAUUCACUCUAGCUAG
This is a messenger RNA of Onychomys torridus (southern grasshopper mouse), 951 nucleotides long. Its product is annotated as myeloid-associated differentiation marker-like. The transcript has a single exon. Gene Ontology annotation, biological process: negative regulation of heterotypic cell-cell adhesion. Lineage: Eukaryota; Metazoa; Chordata; Mammalia; Rodentia; Cricetidae. The record is from RefSeq and is a predicted model, not a curated record. Bases 1 to 951 code for a protein of 316 amino acids. Gene Ontology annotation, cellular component: cell-cell junction; plasma membrane.